Coffea arabica (coffee) is the source of this 1150-nucleotide messenger RNA. Its product is annotated as probable xyloglucan endotransglucosylase/hydrolase protein 28. Gene Ontology annotation, molecular function: xyloglucan:xyloglucosyl transferase activity; hydrolase activity, hydrolyzing O-glycosyl compounds. Gene Ontology annotation, cellular component: apoplast; cell wall. Gene Ontology annotation, biological process: xyloglucan metabolic process; cell wall biogenesis. The record is from RefSeq and is a predicted model, not a curated record. NCBI's taxonomy places the organism in Eukaryota, Viridiplantae, Streptophyta, Magnoliopsida, Gentianales, Rubiaceae.
UUUAUAUAUAUGAAAAAAAGGACAAAAGAAUGGUGAAUUUUCAUCUGGGAUUUUUUGCAUUAACCACCUUCAUUGUUUUGGUUUGUGGGGCUUCGAAAAACCUUCCGAUUCUUUCAUUUGAUGAAGGGUACUCUCAGCUUUUUGGUGAUGAUAAUCUUAUGGUCGUUAAAGAUGGAAAAUCAGUUCAUCUUACUUUAGAUGAAAGAACAGGUUCUGGAUUUGUGUCACAAGACAUUUAUUCACAGGGAUUCUUCAGUGCUUCUAUUAAGCUUCCAGCAGAUUACACGGCUGGCGUUGUUGUAGCAUUUUAUAUGUCAAAUGGUGACAUGUUUCAAAAGAACCAUGAUGAGGUGGAUUUUGAGUUCUUGGGGAACAUAAGGGGUAAAGACUGGAGGAUGCAGACAAAUAUUUAUGGAAAUGGUAGCACAAACGCUGGCAGAGAAGAAAGAUAUGGGCUUUGGUUUGAUCCUUCGGAAGAUUUCCAUCAGUACAGUAUCCUCUGGACUGAGAAUCAGAUUAUCUUUUAUGUUGAUAAUGUCCCCAUAAGAGAGUUCAAAAGGACAGCAACAAUGGGUGGGGACUUCCCUUCCAAGCCUAUGUCAUUGUAUGCAACAAUAUGGGAUGGUUCCGAUUGGGCUACAAAUGGAGGAAAAUUCAGAAUCAAUUACAAAUAUGCCCCAUACAUUGCAAAAUUCUCCGACCUCGUGCUCCAUGGCUGUGCAGUUGAUCCUACUGAGCAGGCAACAAAGUGUGACAUUGCUCCAAAACAUGAUUCAAUCCCUACUGGUAUCACACCUGAACAAAGAAUUAGAAUGCAGAACUUCAGGAAGAAGCAUAUGCAAUACUCAUACUGCUACGACCGUGCUCGAUAUACGGUCCCUCCAGCUGAAUGUGUCCUAGAUGCUAAGGAAGCCGAGGGCCUCCGUGCAUUCGACCCCGUUACUUUCCAAGGAGUUCACCGUCACCGGGGUAAGCGGCACCACCGGAGCAGAUCAUCAUCAUCAAGUCAGGGAGAGGCAUCCUCUACAUAAGAAUGAAUGUGUUGUGGAUGUUGUUAUAUCCUACAUUUGUACUGUCACACCUUUUCUGAGUCUUGAUUAAUGUUCUUUCCCUGUGCAUACCACCCCAAGAAACCAAAAAAAAAAAAAAG